Gossypium arboreum is the source of this 1426-nucleotide messenger RNA. RefSeq names its product naringenin,2-oxoglutarate 3-dioxygenase-like. Lineage: Eukaryota; Viridiplantae; Streptophyta; Magnoliopsida; Malvales; Malvaceae. The coding region runs from base 201 to 1292 and encodes 363 amino acids. The record is from RefSeq and is a predicted model, not a curated record. The transcript has 3 exons.
AGAAUGUGGUAAUUGUAGAAGCCAAAACUACCAAAACUAGUAGCUGUCUGCUUGGGAGGUUUCUCACGAGCCUUGUGGGGGGUUAGUUAGCCGACACCCUCCAACUCCUUAUGUAUACACCAUUUCCACGGUUCUCUGCUAACCUAUAUCUGUAAGCAAACAUCCAUUUAACGCAUACCAAAUAAUUAAAACCAGCAGUAAUGGCUCCUUCAACUCUCACAGAGCUUGCAGGGAAGGAAACCUUACAGGCAAGCUUUGUUCGUGAUGAAGAUGAGCGUCCUAAGGUUGCUUACAACCAAUUCAGCGAUGAAAUCCCUGUGAUCUCUCUUGCCGGCAUCAAUGAUGUAGGUGAAAAUAGGACGGAGAUAUGCCAGAAAAUCGUGGAGGCUUGUGAAAAUUGGGGUAUCUUCCAGGUCGUGGAUCAUGGUGUCGACACUAAACUCAUUUCUGAGAUGACCGGUCUUGCCAGAGAGUUCUUCGCUUUGCCCGCCGAAGAUAAGCUUCGGUUCAAUAUGUCUGGUGGCAAGAAAGGUGGGUUCAUCGUCUCCAGUCACCUCCAGGGAGAAACGGUGCAAGAUUGGCGGGAGAUUGUGACCUACUUCUCGUACCCAAUUAAGAGCCGGGACUAUUCAAGGUGGCCUGAUAUGCCAGAGAGGUGGAUUGAGGUGACAAAGGAGUACAGUGAUAAAUUGAUGGGCCUAGCUUGCAAGCUUCUUGAAGUGUUAUCAGAAGCAAUGGGAUUGGAGAAAGAAGCAUUGAGCAAGGCAUGCGUGGAGAUGGACCAGAAAGUGGUGGUUAACUUCUACCCUAAGUGCCCACAACCUGAUCUCACUCUGGGACUCAAGCGCCACACUGACCCCGGGACUAUCACGCUGUUGCUCCAAGAUCAAGUUGGUGGGCUUCAAGCCACCAGGGACAAUGGCAAUACUUGGAUCACUGUUCAACCUGUUGAAGGGGCAUUUGUGGUCAACCUUGGAGAUCAUGGCCAUUACCUGAGCAAUGGGAGGUUCAAGAACGCUGAUCACCAAGCAGUGGUGAACUCCGACUGCAGCAGAUUGUCAAUAGCCACAUUCCAAAACCCAGCACCCGAUGCAACAGUGUAUCCACUGAAGAUAAGAGAAGGAGAGAAACCUAUACUUGAGGAGCCCAUCACAUUUUCUGAGAUGUACAGGAGGAAGAUGAGCAAGGAUCUUGAGCUUGCCAUGCUAAAGAAACUAGCCAAGGAACAGCAGAUGGAGACGACCAAGAAGCCCGAACUGGAAACCAAGCCUCUUGAGCAAAUCCUUGCAUAAAUAAACUUCAUUUUACUUCUGUAUUAGUAUUAAUUAAAUGCAUUUGGACUCUUCUUAUGGCUACUGCCUACAUUUUAUGCUUGUUUUCUAUGCUCAAACCUAUGUACGUAAUAAAUGAAAAAUAAAUUUCCACA